Messenger RNA from Elgaria multicarinata webbii, 3231 nucleotides. It is a transcript of the gene PPIL2, whose product is annotated as peptidylprolyl isomerase like 2. The transcript is spliced from 20 exons. Lineage: Eukaryota; Metazoa; Chordata; Lepidosauria; Squamata; Anguidae. Gene Ontology annotation, molecular function: peptidyl-prolyl cis-trans isomerase activity; ubiquitin protein ligase activity. Gene Ontology annotation, cellular component: catalytic step 2 spliceosome. Bases 129 to 1694 code for a protein of 521 amino acids. Gene Ontology annotation, biological process: protein peptidyl-prolyl isomerization; protein polyubiquitination; protein folding. The record is from RefSeq and is a predicted model, not a curated record.
AGUAUUUGGGGCGCCGGUUGCGCAGCGACCGACUGAGGGGCUCUGGGUCCCUUCUUCGUUUGGAUUAUCCGGGCGGGGUCGGUUGUUUUUCCUCAGCUUUCCAGUGGUCGAGAGCCGCCGCCGCCGCCAUGGGGAAAAGGCAGCACCAGAAGGACAAGAUGUACAUAACAUGUACAGAAUAUACACAUUUUUAUGGAGGAAAGAAAGCAGAAAUUCCACAGUCCAACUUCAGACGUCUCCCUUUUGAUCACUGCAGCUUAUCUCUGCAGCCAUUUGAAUAUCCUGUUUGCACUCUGGAAGGAACCAUCUUUGACCUACUAAAUAUUGUUCCAUGGAUAAAGAAGUAUGGAACGAAUCCCAGCACAGGGGAGAAACUGGACGCCAAAUCUCUCAUCAAGCUGGAAUUCGCUAAAAACAAGGAUGGUAAAUACCACUGUCCAGUGCUCUUCACCGUGUUCACCAAUAAUUCCCACAUCGUGGCCAUCAAAACGACUGGGAACGUGUUUGCUUAUGAGGCAGUUGAGCAGUUGAAUAUAAAAACCAAAACCUUCAAGGAUCUGUUAACUGACGAACUCUUCACUAGGCAAGAUAUUAUCACGCUACAGGAUCCAACCAACUUGGACAAAUUCAACGUGUCCAGCUUCUUCCAUGUGAAGAACAACUUGAAAGUGACCGAUCCAGACGAGGAGAAAGCAAAAUCAGACCCAUCCUAUUACCUGAAAAAUGCGAACAUUGAGACGCGGGAAACACUGUCGGAACUUUACAAAGAAUUCAAAGGGGACGAAGUUCUGGCCGCGACGAUGAAGGCUCCGGAGAAGAAGAAAGUCGAUAAGCUGAAUGCCGCUCACUAUUCCACAGGCAAAGUGAGCGCCUCUUUCACGUCAACCGCCAUGGCUCCUGAAACGACACACGAAGCAGCCGCCAUCGAUGACGACGUGGUGCGGUACCAGUAUGUGAAGAAGAAGGGUUAUGUUCGGUUGCACACCAACAAGGGGGAUCUCAACUUGGAGUUGCAUUGUGACAUGACUGCUAAAACCUGUGAGAACUUUAUUAAGCUAUGCAAGAAGAAUUACUAUGAUGGGACCAUUUUCCACAGAUCAAUCCGUAAUUUUGUGAUCCAAGGAGGAGAUCCAACUGGAACAGGAACGGGAGGAGAGUCAAUUUGGGGGAAACCUUUCAAGGACGAGUUCAAGCCCAACCUGUCUCACAAAGGCCGUGGCGUCCUCAGUAUGGCCAACACAGGACCCAACAAUAACAAGUCCCAAUUCUUCAUCACAUUCCGCUCCUGUGCGUACCUGGACAAGAAGCACACGGUGUUUGGAAGAGUGGUUGGCGGUUUUGAGACCCUGACGGCGAUGGAGAAUGUGGAGAGCGAUCCCAAAACUGACCGUCCCAAGGAGGAAAUAAGAAUCAAGUCAACAACUGUUUUUGUGGAUCCAUAUGAAGAAGCAGAUGCUCAGGUUGCUAAAGAAAGAGAGAAGGCCCAGCAAGAGGAGAAGGCAGCAAAGGGGGAGACCAAAGCAGCGGCCCCCAAAGAGGAGCGGCACACUCCGAAAACUUACCGCCAGGGCGUCGGGAAGUACAUUAAUAUCGCUGCAGCGAAGCGAGCAGGAGAUGACGACGGACCAUCCACCAGCACGGCUGCAAAGAAAGAGAAGAAAAACACCGGCUUUGGGGAUUUCAGCUCCUGGUAGCCAAUUUUAAGAUGGCCAACCCUAAAGUACCCACCCGUAGCCCAGCCUGGAUUUGCUGGCGUUUUGCUCCUGAUUCCACAGCAGGCACACACAGACACCCGCACCCAACGUUUCCCUAACGUCCCCUAAUUUAACUUAGUUUCCUUGGCAGCUCUCUCUUCUCUCCUUUUGUUUCGUGGUGAGUGUUUGCACUCUGUGAUUCAAGGAUGACUCUUACGCAUGGCUGCUCAGCAGAUCUGUCUGUAGGACAUAAGAGGAUGCUUAAACAGAUGAAUGAGGUUCGAUUCUAGACUGAAAUGGGUCAUUGCCAGAUGGAGGAGGAGGAGGAGGAGGCAUCACUGGCUUAGUAGCAUCCCUUGCUCUUUCCACGCAAGUAUUGAAGAGCUUAGGAAGCAGCGGUCCAGACCGCUCUGCAGGGGCUGCUUUUGUGCAGGGAGACGCAAAUUCAAAACUCCACCCGGCCCCAUGGGGAGAUGUCAGUUUUAAGAAGAGACACGCCUGGGUAAUGCUGCAGUCCCGUUGCCCUGCCUCAAACGGGGCCUGAGCCCUCACAGUCCCUGGGCUACUGGCUUUUGCUAGGAAGGCUGCUUUUGGAUGCCUGGGAUGAAGCUGUUGCUGCACAGGAAGGUGACCUUUAGAGUAGAGGUAUCAUAGGGUGGGCAUGGUUAGUGAGGCCUUUCCUUGCCCCCAGGAUUUCCACUUGAAAUCCUCCCUGCUGCCUAUAAAGGGCUUUUGACUCUCUGGAGUUCCAGAUGGGUUUUUGGAAGGGCGAAUCCUGCUUGUCUGCUCAAAGCGGCUUUUCCUUAACAAACGGCAAAUCAUUUCUGUGCAAUUCGUCUCCUGAUGAAAAUGGGCAGAGUUGUGGCAGUUAAGGUGGGACCAGAGCGCCACAUUUGCUAGCACAGCCGCCCCUAACCUGGUACCCUCCAGAUGUGUUGGAAUACAAUUCCCAUCGUGCUGGAUGGGGAUGAUGGAAGUUGCAGUCCUAACAGGUCUGGGGGGCACCAGGUGUGCUAAAGCAAAGGUGCUGGCUGAGGAAAUGCGUUACGCCAAUUUGGGGCAAAAUUGCUAAAGUAUAUUUCAUGCAAAUGAAUGAUAACAAAAGCAAUAUUAAAGACAAAGCAAAUAAAAUCUCCCCCCCCACACACACACAAAAUAGGUGUCCAUAUUGUCAGUGAAAAAUAUUCUCUCUGUUAGCAGGGAGGUAUAAUAGAAGAUCGAGAACUGCACGUUCAUUCAUUACUACUUAUUCACUAUCCCAAAACGGGAGCAAACUACAUCUCUUGGCUCAGUUUCAUCCACCAUCAAGCUAUCUUUACGGCGGAACCGCAAAAGGAGACGGUGAAAUACUUACACGGUCUGUUUGCAACGAUGAGCUGAGAGCCCCUCUCAAGGACUAUAUUGCUUUAGAAAAUAACAUUUUGUAAAUUGCAAUACUGCCUUGUCUAUGGGGGUGGGGGUGGGGGGAAUCCCUUGAUACAAAAUUGUAGCGGGAGAAAUUCUGUGAAAUAUUUUUCAAUAAAGGUGUACAUUUUCA